Molecule: messenger RNA, 564 nt
Organism: Trypanosoma rangeli
Lineage: Eukaryota; Euglenozoa; Kinetoplastea; Trypanosomatida; Trypanosomatidae
Exons: 1
Coding region: 1-564 (187 amino acids)
Molecular function (GO): RNA binding
Source: RefSeq, a predicted model, not a curated record
AUGUCUAAAAGCUCGCGUGUGAGGGUGGACGGUUUAACUGCCAAUGCAGCGGCACGGGAUGUGGAAGAUUUGCUGGGUUACUGUGGCAAGGUUGUAAACGUCGUCGUGAGCGACGAUCCGAAGGGCGUCACGGGCUGCUCUGCGGUGGUUGAGUUUGAAUAUGAGGGAAGUGUUGAGGUAGCGCAGUUACUUUCCGGAACCGUUUUCCAGGGGAACGAGGUGCGCAUCACACCAUUGAACGACGAAGCGACAAACCAGGGACGCCCGACAAGCCCAGGAUUAGACGCCACUCGCACAAGUGCAAGGAAAAAAAAGAGAUUUUUGCGUAAUGCAGUGGGAGUGGCAGAGAAAAUUCAGAAGUACCGCGUUAUAUCCAAUUGUCGUGAUAUUCUUGGCGGUUUGUGCCAACAUGUGAGGAACGCGGAUCAUGCUCUGAUCAUGGCCACCAUGCAAGCCCAAAAUUGUACGGAGGACAACAGAGUCGUUGGUGGUGAGGAAGCAACCACCGAGCAGUGGGAUUAUACAAACUCUCAGUCGCAAUGGGGGAAGAAACCGGAGUCGUGA